Molecule: messenger RNA, 2312 nt
Organism: Rhipicephalus sanguineus (brown dog tick)
Lineage: Eukaryota; Metazoa; Arthropoda; Arachnida; Ixodida; Ixodidae
Gene: spz6
Exons: 8
Coding region: 1-2292 (763 amino acids)
Biological process (GO): innate immune response; regulation of Toll signaling pathway; central nervous system formation
Cellular component (GO): extracellular region
Molecular function (GO): Toll binding; nucleic acid binding; growth factor activity
Source: RefSeq, a predicted model, not a curated record
AUGGGUCCCGACCGCACGUACGGCAAUGCAUGGCGGCCGCUACACAGGCUGAUCGUCAGCGCAUCCCUGAAGACAAUAGACCCCGCAGUUGCCGAGGAAGCGGCCGUGGCCCUCGCACUCGCACAGCCGAGCGUGGACACCGUGGUCACUGACUCGAAGACAGCCUACGGAAGCUUCCGCAGGGGGGUAAUCUCAUCCGCGGCCCGAGCCAUUUUAUCCAAGUGCAAGCCUCCGGGAAGAGCCGUAGAGCUCGUGUGGGUCCCGGCUCACUCGCAGGUAGCAGGCAACACCAUUGCCGACUAUCAUGCCCGAAUUCUGGCACGCCGUCAUGGUUGGCUACCCCUCGCCGCCGCCUUCGCCUUCGCACUCAUAGCAGUGUGCGCUCGAGCCGGCAGUGGUGCGAGCGGUGCCUCCUCCUCCUCGGUUAAGUCUUCGGUUAGGUCUCCUACCGCCAGCAGUAGCGAGGGUCGUGAUGCAACGACGGGUCACCCUCGGGGCUACUACGCCUUCCAAAAGGCCCGGAGGCCGCAGGACCGGCCGCCGAGGGUCCGCAAGCCGCCCUACCACAGGGCAAACGUGCACUGUCCCGAGCGCGUGGUGUAUGGCCGGUUCUCGCCUCGAGACACCCUGUGCGGAGACCUCAACAAGGGCUUCAUCCCGCUCAACCCCAUGAGUCAGAGGCCGCAGGGGGAACCGUACCCUUUUGAGAUCAUCAAGAAGAAGACACUGGAGUUUCUGUCGGGCACACUGCCGCUACUUCGCAAGGACCCCAACCUGCCCAAGGUGGCCAGGUUCGCCGGCAGGCCACCGCCAGGGUUCCCGGGAAACCUGUUCGCCGUGCCACCGGGACACGUGUUCGAAUACUACCACAGGCGGCGAGGUCGAAGGUCGUUGGCGGCUUUCAACUCCACCCGAAAGACCGAGAACGCCUAUCAGUCGCUUCAAGAGGCGGAGCGCGAAUGGCGGGGUCAAAGGUCGUACGAGUCGACCACCAUGCAUGACCUGGCGCGCGCCUUCAACGCCACGUUUAGGCAACUGUGUCAGCACGGAAGCGGGACGCUGUGCACUCUUUAUUCGGCCCUGUCGACAGCCAGGGUGUCGACGGCCGUGCUGCAGACGAUACUGCAGUUGCUGACCGCCCGGACGCCUGCCAUAGCUGACAAGGUUCAGGCGUCCGGUGCGUCUUCAACUUCUUCUUCGUCGUCCUCCGGUUCCGCCACUUCCGGUUCGUCAUCGUCGUCGUCUUCCAGCGGAAGCGGAAGCGGAACCCAGAGCAACUUGCUCAACAUGCUCACCUACGCGGCUGACAUCAUCAACGCCAUCAGUCCGGACGCCACGGCCACGACUCCUGCUCCUCCCAUAGUCAACAGGUCGCCGUUGACGCAGGUGCUCUCUGCACUGACCGGAGCCACGGGUACGGUCGCGUCGGCUACCAGUCCCCUAGUGACCGUCCUUGACCUGAUGACCAGCGACAGCUCGCCCAUCAAGCUGCUGGCCAACGUGUACAGUAGCACGCGCAAGAAGUCCAAGCCUAGCGACUCGGCGCAGCAGUCGAGCCUGGAGAACGACGUCGAGGGCCUGCCGCCCACCCCGUGUCCGUCGCUCGAGGAGUACGUCACGCCCACGUUCGCGCGCAACUACCAGGGCGUCUGGAAGUACGUGGUACAGAUACCGCACGAAGGGUACCUCACCCAGACCGUGCAGCAGACGAAGUGCAUGUCGAGCAGGUGCGACUUCGUCGACGGGGGCCUCUGCCACGAGUCCCCACGCUGGGUGAGCUUGUUGGUCGCCGAGAUCUUCUACCCUCACGCCGUGUUCCCCACGACCUCUCCGCAGCGACGCCGAGCUCCUCAUCCGGGGGCUCCAUUGCAGGCGCAGUCUCCUUACUAUCCUCACCCGCAGCAGAUGCUUCAACAGCCUCCGCCGCCUCCACCGGUGGGCGACUUCCACGCCUUCCAGCAGUACUUACACCGCCGUGUGGGCGCCGAUCAGCAGCAGCAACAGCAGCAGCAACAGCAAACGUUGUCGGUGGAGAAGCAGCGAUCUCAGCAGGAACAGCGACCGCCGCAGCAGGCACAGGUCAAGAGGCGUAACGACGUCUCGCCGGCGGGUCCCAGGGCUGCGGCGAGGUCCCGGACGUCGGCGUCUUCGUCCAAGGACAAGUGCGACGGCUACGAUCACGUCGGCUGCUACAUCGUGCGCAUGUACUACGACUGGUUCCUCGUCAACGGCUCGUGCAAGUGCUGGAAGCCCAGCUCGAAGCACGUCUUCACGGCGGGACGUCGCCGGUGAGGGCGUGUAGUACCGCCUUG